Esox lucius (northern pike) is the source of this 1942-nucleotide messenger RNA. It is a transcript of the gene timm23b, whose product is annotated as translocase of inner mitochondrial membrane 23 homolog b (yeast). NCBI's taxonomy places the organism in Eukaryota, Metazoa, Chordata, Actinopteri, Esociformes, Esocidae. The coding region runs from base 458 to 1090 and encodes 210 amino acids. Gene Ontology annotation, biological process: protein import into mitochondrial matrix. Gene Ontology annotation, cellular component: TIM23 mitochondrial import inner membrane translocase complex; mitochondrial inner membrane. Gene Ontology annotation, molecular function: transmembrane protein transporter activity. The transcript is spliced from 8 exons. The record is from RefSeq and is a predicted model, not a curated record.
CACAACGUGUCGUGAAAACUGUAGUAAAGAUUAACUGACGAACACGUUAUUAAAGCAGUCAAGUUAUUCGUCUUUAAUAUUACUAGCCCUGCGAGAACAUACAUUUAGCAUAAUGUUACAUCCAAGAAUAAUAUGAUCCACCUUUUAAAAGAUAUCUUACAAACCUUAUUAAUUGUCGAUCCGAACAAAGACAUGCCCCCAUCUUUUCUUUGCUUUACGGCUUUUUGAGGGACAAAUAUAGUUGUCAUAUGGUAGUGGUGGAUGUCAACAACAACUCUGCUAGCCACCACAUAGCUUUCUACGCUGUAAAUACAUGUUGUUACUAUUAGCUAUCUAAUACUGCUAUUCGGUCUGUGAUGGAGUUGAGAAACUAGCUCGUAUUUCACCCUGAUGUAGCUAACUAAUGAUUGCAAAACAAUGUAAUUCCUAGCAAGGAAAGAAGAAUCAGGUAGGAAUCAUGGACGAUACCUCACCAAGAACAUCAUCUGGUGGAUCUAGUAAGGGUGGUUUUAACAUAUUUGGUGGAGCGUCGUCCGAAUAUUCGAACAAAGAACUUGCUGGUGUUCCAUUGACUGGUAUGAGCCCCCUCUCACCAUAUCUCAAUGUGGAUCCAAGAUACCUUACACAUGACUCUGACGAUUUCAUUCUACCAACUGGUGCCAACAAAACCAGAGGCAGAUUUGAACUGGCUUUCUUCACCAUUGGAGGUUGUUGUAUUACAGGUGCAGUGUUUGGAGCACUCAAUGGUCUUCGCAUGGGACUGUCAGAAACCAAGGAUAUGGCUUGGUCUAAACCACGCAAUGUACAGGUCCUGAAUCUAAUAACACGACAAGGUGCAACAUGGGCCAACACGCUUGGCUCCUUGGCUCUGUUGUACAGUGUGUUUGGGGUGGCUGUGGAGAAGGCCCGAGGAGCAGAAGAUGACAUCAACACCGUUGCUGCCGGAACCUUGACUGGAAUGCUGUACAAGUCCACAGGUGGUGUCCGCGGGGCAGCAAGAGGGGGACUUGCCGGCCUGGCAUUGUCCGGUAUCUACGCCCUGUAUAACAACUGGGACCACCUGAAGGGAGCCCCUCCCAGUCGUUACUGAGCCCCGCCCUGGAAUACUGAGUGACAGACGUGACAGUAAUGACAAAUACUGUACGUGUUCCUUUGUGGACAUAUCUUCCCCGUACCAUAAUAGUCUGUUCCCUCAUCCUCUGCCUGCGUGGGCAUCUGAGGCCCAGAGAAAUACACUGAAAGGAAAGCGGUUGAGCAGAGGUCUGUAAAUGUUGUGUCAGGCGUGAGGCUCCUGCAUCUCUCCAAUCGAAUGCAGAUGCACAGCUUUUCCCGGGAUUAUAAUGUCUCAAAACGUCACUAAUAAUUGUUGACUGAUUUUUGUGAGAUGUGGACUGGUGUCCUUUAGAUGUCUCAUUCCGGAACAUUCCGCUGCACUGCAUGUGCACUGCAUGUGGUUUUCUCAAAUGUUAAACUGUUAAAUGCUAUUUCAAAGAAAAUAUUUUUCUUGGAGCCAUCAGGGUGGCCUAGUGGUCAACAGCGUUUCGCUGGUUCUAAUCCCAGAGCCUGUACGUCUGACCCUGAGCAAGUCUGAUAGCCCCACUUUUUCCCAGGCUGUUGCUGUAAAUAACUCUGUGUUCUUAACUUACUUACCUGGUAAAUUAAAGGUGAAAAAACAAGGUCACUAAUGGCAAUGCUUUAAGAAAUUUUAAUUAACAAUACCUGAUAAAUGCUGUUAUUAUAUCUAUUUCAUAUCUAGUACUUGAGAAAAUGAAAUUAAAAUAAAUUGCUAUUAAUGUUGAAUUUUCAUAGUGAUGUCUUACCAUCUUGUGAGUUGGCCUGUCGUUCAACAAGUUCGAGGAAAUGGUGUCUAUGAAAUUUCCUAUUAUGAUGGAAGUAAUGUUAUCAUAUUUUUUAUUGCUCAUUAAAAUGCUUGUUAAGUCUU